Fonsecaea nubica is the source of this 603-nucleotide messenger RNA. RefSeq lists its product as hypothetical. The coding region runs from base 1 to 603 and encodes 200 amino acids. The transcript is spliced from 2 exons. The record is from RefSeq and is a predicted model, not a curated record. NCBI's taxonomy places the organism in Eukaryota, Fungi, Ascomycota, Eurotiomycetes, Chaetothyriales, Herpotrichiellaceae.
AUGCUCGGCGGGCUACUCUUCUGCUUCUGGAGGUUCGUGGAGAUUGUCACAUUGAUACCUGUUAUUGGCAUGCUGGCAUGGUUCGUCGAUGGCUUCGAUGACAACAACCAACUGACACCGUCGUUCAUCCUGACGUUGUUUAUUGUCUCGGUCCUAGCCUGCGCUUGGGCCAUCGUGACGCUCCUCCGUCUCGGAUCGACCCGUCGCUCGGCCCUCUUCGUCGCAUUCGUCGAUCUUUGCUUCGUGGGCGCCUUCAUUGCCGCUGAUGUCGAACUCCGUGGCAUUGACGACGCCGAUUGCGGCAACUUCACCUCUGGUUCCAUUUUCAUCAACCUCGGCCCCUUUGGAUAUUACGGAAGGAGCAGCGGUUCGUCAUUGGCGUUACAUCUCAAUAAGAACUGCGCUAUGCUGAAGGCUUCCUGGGCUUUGGGGAUUAUGAAUACCAUCCUCUUCUUCUUCACCUUCGUGCUGGCACUCUUCCUCCACCGACAUGAGAGAGUCGUCGUCACAAAGGAGGUCAGACGAUCGCGACACAGCAGCCGAAGGGGACACUCUCGCUCUGGAUCGAGGAGGAGCAGCAGUCGCCACCGAUACGUCGUAUAA